CGGACCUGCCCCUGAAGACCGUGACUUCAUCAGGAUCAAGUUCAAGAACGGUGCCAGCGGCGGCUUCGAGACCUACCGUGCUUUCGGGCACAGGUCUGACAUUGCUGCAACGGAGUUUAUCUACAGGAUCGAGGUUCAAUGUCCUUAUCACUCGACGGACUUAGGUUCAAGAGGUGGGCUCCGGGCCCUUCUCCCAUUUCCCACUUCUCUCCUUCCGGGUUGGUAUUCGAUGAUGGUUCGCGAGUGGUGGCCGACCUUGUCAUCUUCGCAACUGGGUACUCGAAAUGCUUAGAUGCAAACUCCACGACGAAACAGAUGACUGCACAUCUCUGGGACAUAUCCGCACGUUACUCUCGGACGAUAUGGUACUGUUAUCUGGCUUGACAACUAUUACGAAGACUGGGUGUACGCGAGGGAGCCUGAUUCUCGACUAGCCAGCAUGGCUCACAUGAUUCCAUGGUAUUUCGCGUACGAGACCGCAACGAUUGGAGAAGGGUCAACUCACAUUUGGCAUAUUUCACCAUUUUCUCGUCUGUCAGUUAUAUCCCUCGUCCAUAAUAUACGAAGUUAAAUCCAUUGCGGUGGUGUAUCUACAUC
Molecule: messenger RNA, 597 nt
Organism: Suillus plorans
Lineage: Eukaryota; Fungi; Basidiomycota; Agaricomycetes; Boletales; Suillaceae
Exons: 5
Coding region: 139-384 (81 amino acids)
Source: RefSeq, a predicted model, not a curated record